This is a messenger RNA of Eruca vesicaria subsp. sativa (arugula), 789 nucleotides long. The record is from the annotation of a GenBank genome assembly. NCBI's taxonomy places the organism in Eukaryota, Viridiplantae, Streptophyta, Magnoliopsida, Brassicales, Brassicaceae.
AUGAUGCUAAUCCCAACUUCUUCUUCUUCGUGUUCUUCAUACUCCUGUUGUAGCCUUCCUCAAGCUUCCUUCAAUUCUAAUUCAUAUCCUUCGAAACAGUCUCUCUUCCUCUCCAAAUCCGCUUAUCCAAUCCCAAAUGGAAGCAGAAAGUUGAAGACUUUGCGUCUCAGAGCUAAUUUCUGGGAGUCAAUCCGAUCUGGGUUUGUAAAGAAUAAUAAUACUACCCAACUUGUGGAACCACCUUCUACAAUCGAAGAAGAUGAAGAUACGGAACCAGUACUUCCUGUUGAAUUUACUUUGGUUGAGAGAACCCUUCAAGAUGGCUUAGUGGAAGAGAUCAUAUUUUCUUCUGGUGGUGAAAUUGAUGUCUAUGAUCUUCAAACCCUUUGUGACAAGGUGGGAUGGCCUCGGAGACCGCUAACGAAAUUAGCUGCAGCUUUGAAGAAUAGUUAUAUGGUUGCUACAUUGCAUUCUGUAUUGAAGCCGUCAUCAUCAUCAGAAGGAGAUACUGAGCAGCAGCAGCAGCAGAAUAAGAAGCUUAUUGGAAUGGCACGUGCGACGUCAGAUCAUGCCUUCAAUGCUACUAUUUGGGAUGUUCUUGUUGAUCCUGAGUAUCAGGGUCAAGGGCUUGGUAAAGCUCUCGUGGAAAAGCUCGUAAGGGCUCUUCUUCAGAAAGAUAUUGGUAAUAUAUCUCUUUUUGCGGAUAGUCAAGUUGUGGAUUUCUAUCAGAACCUGGGGUUUGAGGCUGAUCCAGAAGGCAUCAAAGGCAUGUUUUGGUACCCAAAGUAG